AUGGAUGAAAAAGAGAGAGCAUUUUUAGAUAAAAAAUUCAGACACCUGUUCAACUUUUACGACUAUGAUAAAAAUGGUUAUAUUGAAUGGAGCGAUUUUGAAAAGAGAAUCUCAGAUGCAACCACUCAUAUAAAACAACGUUUAGAAAAUCAAGAAUUCUACGUUAGCACUUUUCGUUCCCUGCAAACACGGGCAGUUAGAAAUUUCUUCAACGCGGUUUUGAAAUACGCGGAUAAGGACAGCGACUGUAAAAUAUCCGCCCAAGAAUGGAUUGAUUUCUCCUACGAUCUACGUGAAAAAAUUUUAGAAGCCGGAGAGUUGCCGUCUUGGCUGAAAGACGUGGUUGGUGGUCUCUUUGCUUGUUGUGAUAUUAAUAAGGACGGUUGUCUUGGUAACGACGGCCUAGAAUUUCUUCCAGGAAUCAGUGAAGAUAUGCAAGAGUACUGCUUUAACAUUUUGACAAAAAAUGGAGAGAUUCCGCUCGAUGAGAAUUCCUAUUUUCAAUUAACCAAAGAUUAUUGCUGCAGCAAUGAUCCGAAGAACAAAAGUCGCUACUUAUAUGGGUUUUGUGAUUAA
Dendronephthya gigantea is the source of this 576-nucleotide messenger RNA. RefSeq names its product calexcitin-2-like. NCBI's taxonomy places the organism in Eukaryota, Metazoa, Cnidaria, Anthozoa, Malacalcyonacea, Nephtheidae. The record is from RefSeq and is a predicted model, not a curated record. Bases 1 to 576 code for a protein of 191 amino acids. Gene Ontology annotation, molecular function: calcium ion binding. The transcript has a single exon.